AUGGAUCGCGCGCGCAGACUCGACUCUCAGGCGAGCUGCGCGAGCUCAACCAGAGGGCCUGGAAUGGAGAGAAGGGUAAGCAGCUUCGACAACAAGCCUCGCUCCCCUCUGUUGAUGCUGACUCUCGUGACAGAUCUCUUUCCCGUGGGCAAGUCCCUGGACUCGACCAUGAAGAAGAAUACCGCCUUCAUCAAACGUCUCCGUACCGCAAUUAGCCCCGCGACCAUGAACACCUUUCUCCAGGAGAUCAAGACUGUCAGCCUCUCCAAGUAUCUCUCCGAAAUCGUCUCCGCCUGCCACGAAGGCCUUUGCAAACUCAAAUCCCCCGGCGAGAUCGAAGCCGGCGUCGAAAUUGUCAGCGCCCUCCAUCAGCGCUUCGGUCCCGACGAGUUCACCAUGUAUCUGGGCUGGUAUCUCGGCAAGGCUAUGGCUACACCGGACAAGAGCUUCCUCAAAACCCUCUCGGCCGAAGCCAAAGAAAAGGAGGAACGCGACCGUCUGACCCGUCAGCGUGUCCUCCUGCGCGUCGUGACCGAGCUUUGGCUUGUAGGCAUUCUCAAAACCCUCGACGACAUCAAGCGGCCUGACGACGCUGCAAACGGAACCACGGGCAAGACCACUGAGGUCAAGUCCCGAGCAGCUGCCAAGGGAGGUGCUGCCGAACCGUUCCCUCUAGAAGUUCUGAAGGAUCUCCUGGGCCACGACCGUGAACAUGCAAAUUUGCCUCUGCUGGUGAUUUUCGUCAAGGCUUUUAGCUGGGAUGUUUUGGGAGUCAAGUCUGAUAGUCGAAAAACAGUCGGGGAAGAUGGCACCACCAAAGAGGACGAGACAAACGAAGAGCAGGAUGGCACGACGGAGGAAGAUGCUCCCUUCACUUCUCCCGAGCUCCAAGAGCGCUUUAGAAACGUCCUCAGGCGAUAUUUUGAGGAUGUCAAGGGCCAUCUUGUUCGGGAUCAAAAGGCCAUUUUCAGCCAGUCUCGCAAGAACGCCGAGGCCUACGUGAAAUCGGGUGAAGUCUUUGAGGACCGUCAGGCGAACUUUGAGAAGCAGGUGAAGGCCCAGGAGCGCCUUGUGGCCAACGCCCAUGUGAUCGCCGAAAUCAUUGGGGCUGAGAUGCCCGAGUUGAAGGAUAGCGAUGACGCCAACGCAAACGCGAACGGCUCGAUCGGCAUAGUAAAGGCGGGAGAGUACCUCCGUGGACAAGGCGAUGGCUCCGGUAUCUGGGAGGACGAGGAGGAACGUCGCUUUUACGAAAACCUGGUUGAUCUCAAGGGCAAGGUUCCCGGCAUGCUUCUCGAAGAGGUCAAGAAAAAGAAGGCCGAGGACGAGCAAGUCGGUAAGAAGAUCGAUCCGGCCGAGGUUGAGGCGAAGCAGGCGGAGGCUGCAGUUGAUGAGCAGUCCAUGGCCAUUGCGAACAAGACCAUUGGUGCUCAGGUUGAUGCUCUUCUUGCUCGGCUUCCGGAUCUCACCAGCAAGGAUGCCAUUGACCAAACCGCCAUCGACUUUUGCUUUCUCAACUCCAAGGCUUCUCGGAACAGGCUUAUCAAGGCCCUCACAGAUGUGCCCAAAGGGCGGGGCGAUCUCCUUCCCAGCUGGUCUAGGCUUGUCGCUACCCUUGGCCAAUACAUGCCAGACAUUCCCAAAGGUCUUGUGGACUAUCUUGAUGCCGAGUUCCGCAGCCUCCAACGCCGCAAAGAGAAGGAGUUCUUGGGCCAGGUCAGACUUGGCAAUAUCCGCUAUCUUGCCGAACUGACCAAGUUUGGGAUUGUCCCUGAACACGUCGUUUUCCAUUGCCUCAAGGUCAGUCUGGACGAUUUCUCUCGAAUGAACAUCGAGAUCAUCUGCAACCUCUUGGAGAACUGCGGCCGAUACCUGCUCCGCAACCCAGAGACGUCGCCUCGCAUGGCCUCCUUCCUGGAGACUCUCCAGCGCAAGAAAUCUGUUCAGCAUAUUGGACAAGCCGAGCGCAUGCUUGUCGAGAACGCCGUGUACUAUGUCGAUCCUCCUCAACGGCCGGCCAUCCAGCAGAAGGAGAGAACCCCCAUCGAGCUCUUUGUCCGGAAGCUGGUCUACACGGAUCUGACCAAGCGCAACUACAGCAAGGUUGUCCGGCAGAUCCGCAGGCUUCAUUGGGAAGAAAAGGAGGUUGUGACAAUCCUUCACAAGGUUCUUUCCAAGCCCGGAAAGGUCAAGUACAGCAACAUCCAUCUUCUCGUCGUCAUUCUGAGCGCCAUUCACCGCUAUCACAACGAGUUCGUGAUCAGCGUUAUUGACACCGUCAUCGAAUCUGUUGUGUUUGGGCUUGAGCAGAACAACUUUGAAUUCAACCAGCGCAGAAUUGCCGAAGUCAAAUACCUGGCAGAGAUGUACAACUACAGGAUGCUCGACCAUCCUGUAAUCUUUGAGAUCAUGUACAAGAUCAUGACCUUUGGGCAUGGAGGACCGCCCAUCCCCGGCCGUCUCGUAUCCUUUGACAUGCCAGACGACUUCUUCCGGAUCCGCCUGAUUGCGACAAUCCUGGAGACCUGCGGUGUGUUCUUCAACAAAGGUGCAGCUGGCAAGAAGCUGGAUUAUUUCCUCUCCUUCUUCCAGUACUACAUCUACACCAAGGACCCCCUGCCGAUGGACAUUGAGUUUUUGGUACAUGACAUCUUCUCGCUCACUCGCCCUCAGUGGAAGCUUGCUUCGAACUUGGAGGAAGCCUCGGAAGUCUUCCGGCUGGCCGUCAUUCAAGAUCACAAAACCUCAGGCAUGGACAAGAUUGCCGAGCAGGACGACAGAACUAGUGCUAUGUCGAGCGACGAUGAGGAUGGCAAUGAUCUUCAGGCCGGAGAGCAAGACGAUGAUGACGACGAGGACGCGGCUUCCGAUGAAGGCGAGGUCGAGGAAUCUGAGCAUCACGGCUCCUAUGCCAACAGCGAAUAUGGAGAAGAGGAGGAGAUUGUGGUCACCAGAGAAGAGGAGGAAGUCGACCCUGAAUACGAAGAAGAGUUUGAGCGGGAGUAUGCCAAGAUGAUGGCUGAGAGCUUCGGGGAUGCGCGCAAGUUCGAGCGCAAACCUCAGUUCGAUAUUCCCCUCCCCGUCCGCCCGAAAGCCCGUGAGGCUACAGGAGGCGAGCCCGCCGAGGCGGCCACGACCAACCCAGGCGGCACUAUGGCCUUCUCUUUGCUCACGAAGAAAGGAAACCGUCAACAGACACGGACUGUUGAACUGCCUUCUGAUUCCAACUUUGCCGUGGCUCUGAUCAACCAACGCCAGGCAGCCAAGGAGGAACAGCAGCGCAUCAAGAACCUUGUCCUCAACUACGAUCUCCGCGAGAAUGAGGAAAACGACGGUACUACCACCCUCCGGGACCCCCUUCAACUAUACAGCAAUAUUCACAACCGUGCAGGCAACGAGAAAACCAAUUCGUAUCACCACCACAACCGCAUCGACAACAGAGCCGCCAAGGAGCGCGGUGGACAGCGCGUCCGCAAGCUCCAACUCAGCGACGUCGACUGGUAUGAACACCCCGGAAGAAGAAACCCCCUCUCCAAGUCUGCUCGAAACCCCGCGAGUGUCAUUCAAGCUGCAUGCGCUUCUUCGGAAGGUGGCGACCCUGCUUCUGCUGCGGACGACCGAUUCUCUGGACAGGCCGGAACAAACCGCACUUUUGGCGCUCGCCGUGUGCGUUCUACUCCGGGUGGACAGCAGCAAGGAGGUCGCAUUCGCAGGGGGCACUAG
Podospora anserina S mat+ is the source of this 3723-nucleotide messenger RNA. RefSeq lists its product as uncharacterized. Gene Ontology annotation, molecular function: protein binding; RNA binding. The transcript has 3 exons. Gene Ontology annotation, biological process: nuclear-transcribed mRNA catabolic process, nonsense-mediated decay. The record is from RefSeq and is a predicted model, not a curated record. NCBI's taxonomy places the organism in Eukaryota, Fungi, Ascomycota, Sordariomycetes, Sordariales, Podosporaceae. Gene Ontology annotation, cellular component: exon-exon junction complex; cytoplasm. The coding region runs from base 1 to 3723 and encodes 1240 amino acids.